AUGUCCGGCGAACAUGCGUCGACGAGCGAAAGCAACAACGAAAAUAAUCCCAUUGCGUAUACGGAGUUGGCAACUGCGGAUGUCAGUCCAUCUGGAAGCGUAAAUGGAAGUGCAGUCAAUAGUACUGUUAACAGUGCCGUCAACAGUGCAGUCCCAAGCAGGCCAAACAGUGCAGGAGGGAAUCCUCCAAAGAACCGAGGCAGGGUUCGAUUCAACGCCACAAACGAAGCCAAUGAUUUGGAAAACAAAAAGUCCCUCCAUCCAUUGAGGGAUAAGUCUGUCUCACCUCACAGACUGAUAAAGCAAAUAUCGAUACCAAAAUCUGCCAAACACACCCCAUCUCAUUCGAAAAACAGCAGUGUCAGUUCAUUGAUGAGAUUCACUCCUGAUAAGGAAAAGGACAAUCCAUUCACAGAUUUAGCAGUGAUCAACAAUAGUCCCAUUACACCAACAGCAGUUAGCAAACCGAGACCGAGCGUAUUAAGAAAUAAUCCAGGGGGAGGAUACAAAGCAGAAUUAUCGGAUGUGGAAGAAAGCAAUGAGAAGACUUUCUCUGCUUUGGCCGCCCAGAGUCGGGCACAGAGGAUUGCUUCAUUGGUUGGAAGCCACUCCACACCGAACUCAAGAAGGAACAGCUUAGACGAUGACGCAGACGAUCAACCAUCUCCACGACCAAGGAAUCCGGGGGGGCUUCCUGUCAGAAUUGACGAUAUUCCACUUGUUCCAAUGGAGAGCAGACCAUAUGAUGGAGCAGAUAGCGACGACGAUAUCCAGAACGAAAAGGCAAAAGAAUCAAGCUCAACCGAGGCACAUAAACUCGUCAGAUCACAUACGAGCAAAGGUCGAAAAGAUGCAUUCAAAAUGCCUGUACCACGUCCGGGCUUAGUCUCUGGCCAAGUCACACCAGAAGAUGAGCAUGCUAUUGUGGAAGACUAUGUUCCACGUCCUCAACAAUUCAGAGGUGGCGUUCUCUCUUCACUUCUAAAGCUGUACAAUCCACCUACCAAUGGUACUAUGAGCUCGCCAGUCUCAAGAAGAAAUAGUGAUGUCUCUGAAGGAACCCUUCCAGUCUCCCUUGGAUCUUCCGGAGUCACGACUCCAAAGAAGAAUGCGAAGUGGUAUCAUCAAAAGAAUCAGUCUCAAGAUACUCUCGCUGGUCUUAUGGAAGCAUCAGCAAUGUUGGCGGCCCCAGCUGGAGGAAGUGGUACCCCAAAAAAGAAGUCUGCGAGACCUGGAAUGGGAAGACGUACUCAUAGUGGCAGACUCAUUGAGACAGCAGCUAGGCAAUUGGCCGGAAAGCCUAGAUUGGAGGACGAAAUUCGAAUCACUAUUCAUAUCGCCGAAACUUUGAGCAGACAAAAAUAUCUUUUAAAACUUUGUCGAGCAUUGAUGACUUACGGAGCACCAACUCAUCGUUUGGAAGAAUACAUGAAGAUGACAGCUCGAGUACUUGAGAUUGACGCACAAGUUCUUUACAUUCCCGGUUGUAUGAUUAUCUCCUUUGAUGAUGCAUCAACACAUACCACUGAGGUAAAACUUGUUAGAUCUGUACAAGGUGUUGAUCUAGGCAAACUAAAGGAUGUUCACGAGAUUUACAAGGAGGUAGUACACGAUGUUAUUGGUGUUGAAGAAGCUACGCAAAGGUUGGAUGCAAUUAUUCGUGCCAAGCCAAAGUAUCACCCUUGGUUUUUGGUUAUGGUAUAUGGUUUUGCCAGUGCUAGCGUAGCACCAUUUGCAUUCCAAGGACGUUUUAUCGAUUUACCAAUCGCAUUUUUAUUGGGGUCACUUCUUGGUUACUUACAACUUAUCGUUGCUCCUAAAUCUGAUCUCUAUGCAAAUGUAUUCGAAAUUUCCGCCGCCGUUCUGACAUCUUUUUUGGCACGAGCCUUCGGUUCGAUUCGUGGAGGUGAUCUCUUCUGUUUCUCAGCCCUCGCUCAAUCUUCUAUCGCUCUUAUCCUUCCAGGUUACAUGGUUCUUUGCGGAUCGCUUGAGCUUCAAUCACGUUCUAUGGUCGCCGGUUCAGUCCGUAUGGUUUAUGCGAUCAUUUAUUCUCUCUUCCUUGGAUAUGGUAUUACUAUCGGCACCGCUGUCUAUGGCCUUAUGGAUUCAAAUGCUACGAGUAAGACUACAUGUGACGCACCAAUGAACCAGUACGUUCGUUGGUGUUUUGUCCCUAUCUUUACUUUAUGCCUCACAAUUAUCAAUCAAGCAAAAUUCAAACAAAUGCCUGUUAUGCUCGGUAUUUCGUUCUCAGGCUAUAUCGUCAAUUUCUUUUCAGCAAAAAGAUUCCCUUCGAGUGCACAAAUUUCGAAUACGCUCGGCGCUCUUGCCGUCGGUGUACUCGGAAACUUGUACUCAAGGGUUAGACAUGGAGUAGCCGCAGCGGCAUUGUUACCUGCUAUAUUCGUACAGGUUCCUUCUGGUCUUGCGGCGUCUGGCUCUCUCCUUGCAGGUUUGAGUACAGCAGACUCCCUGACGAAUAGUACGACUUAUGCAAACGGAACCGCGAAGGUUAAUGGAACGAGUUCGGUUCCCAUUUCAAGCAACGAAGACCUAAACACAAUUGUUUUCAAUGUCGGCUAUAGUAUGAUUCAAGUUGCUAUUGGAAUUACCGUUGGACUCUUCCUUAGUGCGUUAAUUGUUUAUCCAUUUGGAAAGAGAAGAAGUGGACUAUUUAGUUUCUAG
Molecule: messenger RNA, 2685 nt
Organism: Sclerotinia sclerotiorum 1980 UF-70
Lineage: Eukaryota; Fungi; Ascomycota; Leotiomycetes; Helotiales; Sclerotiniaceae
Exons: 1
Coding region: 1-2685 (894 amino acids)
Biological process (GO): transmembrane transport
Molecular function (GO): transmembrane transporter activity
Source: RefSeq, a predicted model, not a curated record